Molecule: messenger RNA, 1224 nt
Organism: Zasmidium cellare ATCC 36951
Lineage: Eukaryota; Fungi; Ascomycota; Dothideomycetes; Mycosphaerellales; Mycosphaerellaceae
Exons: 5
Coding region: 1-1224 (407 amino acids)
Biological process (GO): meiotic attachment of telomere to nuclear envelope; mitotic telomere tethering at nuclear periphery
Cellular component (GO): nuclear membrane complex Bqt3-Bqt4
Molecular function (GO): DNA binding
Source: RefSeq, a predicted model, not a curated record
AUGUCUCGUCCAACCCUCCCAGAACCGCGCAACCCGCUUCUCGAAGAGGAACGCGCCCCGUCGCAUGAGAUCUUGGUGGAACGUCGAUGCUUGGGCCAGACGGAGUUGAAGGUCAAGCCAGGUCAGGUCAACACUAGCAAUGCUACGAAGUUGGAGAAUCUAGGCGUCCUCGACUAUGCGCACCUGCGCGUGCCUCUGCCGAAGGACCUCACGGGUAGCGGCAUCUUCAUGAAGGGCGCGAAUCGCAAGUGGCCGGAGGCAUACUUCUUGAUGCGACGCUCAAGUGAUGGAUUCAUCAGCGCGACGGGCAUGUUCAAAGCCGCAUUUCCAUAUUCGCAAGUGGAGGAAGAACAAGCAGAAAAGGAUUACAUCAAGUCGCUAAGAGAGGCGUCGAGCGAAGAGAUCGCGGGCAAUGUGUGGAUCGACCCCGGGAAAGCCCUCGAAUUAGCCGACGAGUACGGAAUCAAGCUCUGGAUCGCAGCGCUCCUCGACCCUGAACCGAUCACGCACGGCGCUACUGAUCCGAACAAAUCCAUCAAAUCGCCCCCGCCAUAUGAGAUAAAAGAGAUGGCGAACGGUGUAGGACGAUCGCCAGAGAAGCCGUCGCCGGCGAAGAGCAAUGCCGGUCGUCGGUCGACUCGCGGCGCACGAAGCAUGCGCUCAGAAUCGCCGACGAUGGAGAAGCCCAAAACAACCCCUCGCAAGAUCGCGACACCACGCAAACCCCGCGGCCGUCGCGCCGCAACCCUCGAGCCUGUCAACGAGGACGGAUCAGUGACCGGCGACGCAGUGAAUGGCUCAAAGGAAGACACUGUGAAGAUUGAUAUUGAAAACACCACGUUUCCAGACGAAAAAGGCGAAGAGCAGGUCGAAUCAACCAAGGUCAACAUCACCAUGCCAUCCAACCACCCAGACAUGCCCAUUCCGAACGACUCGGCGGAGAUGCUGCAGAAGGCGAAGGAGACCGUCAUGGAAGCCCGCAAGCUUGACGGCACCGCACCGCGCACGCGCAAGGGCAAGAGAAAGGCCGAAGCGAUGGUUGAUGAGGAUGAUAAGGUCGGACUCGAGGGCCCAUCAAUUGCACGACCGGCGAAGAGGCAGCGAGCCGCCGAAAUCGAGUUGCGAAAGGAGAAGAUCCGCCGUCGGGCAUUGGGUGGUAUCGCGGUCAGCUUGGCAAUUGGCUACCUCAUACCAACCGUCAUGACCACCUUCGGCCUGCAGUGA